Messenger RNA from Verticillium dahliae VdLs.17, 1086 nucleotides. Its product is annotated as cyanide hydratase. The record is from RefSeq and is a predicted model, not a curated record. Gene Ontology annotation, biological process: cyanide catabolic process. The coding region runs from base 1 to 1086 and encodes 361 amino acids. The transcript has 3 exons. Lineage: Eukaryota; Fungi; Ascomycota; Sordariomycetes; Glomerellales; Plectosphaerellaceae. Gene Ontology annotation, molecular function: cyanide hydratase activity.
AUGCCUAUCACUAAAUACAAGGCUGCCGCUUGGUUCGACCUCGAGGCUGGCGUGCAGAAGACGAUCAACUUCAUCAACGAGGCCGGCCAGGCAGGCUGCAAGCUCGUCGCCUUCCCCGAAGUCUGGAUCCCCGGCUACCCCUAUUGGAUGUGGAAGGUGACCUACCUCCAGAGCCUGCCCAUGCUCAAGAGGUACCGCGAGAACUCGCUCCGCGUCGACUCGGAGGAGAUGCGCCGCAUCCGCCGCGCCGCGCGCGCCAACCAGGUCUUCGUCUCCAUGGGCUUCUCCGAGCUCGACCACGCGACGCUGUACCUGGCGCAGGUGCUCAUCACGCCGACGGGCGCCAUUGCGAACCACCGGCGCAAGAUCAAGCCGACGCACGUGGAGAAGCUCGUGUACGGCGACGGCGCCGGCGACACGUUCGCGUCGGUCGUCGAGACGGAGAUUGGCCGCGUCGGCCAGCUCAACUGCUGGGAGAACAUGAACCCGUUCCUCAAGGCCCUCAACGUCAGCAUGGGCGAGCAGGUCCACGUCGCCGCGUGGCCCGUCUACCCGGGCAAGGAGAGGCGGGUCGCGCCCGACCCGGCGACCAACUACGCGGACCCGGCGUCGGACCUCGUCACGCCGGCGUACGCCAUGGAGACGGGCGCGUGGGUGCUCGCGCCCUUUCAGCGGCUGUCGGUCGAGGGCCUGAGGGUGAACACGCCCGAGGGCGUCGAGCCCGAGACGGACCCUUCGGUGUACAACGGGCACGCGCGCAUCUACAGGCCCGAUGGCAGCCUGGUGGUCAAGCCGGAGAAGGACUUUGACGGGCUGCUGUUUGUGGACAUUGACCUCAACGAGACGCACCUGACGAAAGUGCUUGCCGACUUUGCCGGGCACUAUAUGCGACCGGACCUCAUUCGGCUUCUUGUGGACACGCGCCGCAAGGAGCUCGUCACCGAGGCAGAGGGACAGAACGGAAUUGUGUCAUAUAGCACGGCGCACCGCCUCGGGCUGGAUCGCCCCCUCGAUAGCGUGCCAGAGCGGGACGCAAAGAAGGUUGGCGGGAAUGAGGCAGCUCUCAAGAGCGUUCACGAGGGCUAG